This is a messenger RNA of Hevea brasiliensis (rubber tree), 1405 nucleotides long. Its product is annotated as flavonol sulfotransferase-like. Gene Ontology annotation, cellular component: cytoplasm. The transcript has a single exon. Gene Ontology annotation, molecular function: sulfotransferase activity. Gene Ontology annotation, biological process: sulfation. Bases 122 to 1108 code for a protein of 328 amino acids. The record is from RefSeq and is a predicted model, not a curated record. Lineage: Eukaryota; Viridiplantae; Streptophyta; Magnoliopsida; Malpighiales; Euphorbiaceae.
CUUAGUUCCUAUAUCAUAGUCUGUAGCCCAUUUGAGAUCUUUCAAAUCAAUAGUUAUUUAGCUUAUUUGAACAUUUGAGAUCUUUCAAAUCGAUAGUUCUUGAUCCUAUCUGAUUCUUCAUAUGGAAUCAGAUUCAAUUUUCUCCAAGAAGAGUGAUGUUCCUGUUUCAGGGAACAAUGCCUCUCCAACAAAUCAUACCAUCAUCUCAACCCUUUCUCAAGAAGAGCGACAAUACUCUCAACAGCUCCAUCAAUACCAAGGCUUUUGGUGCUUUCCAGCUUACUUGGAAGGCAUCGUGUCAGCACAGGAACACUUCAUAGCUCAGCCUACUGAUAUUAUCGCUUGCAGCCAUCCAAAAUCUGGUACAACUUGGCUUAAAGCCCUAUGUUUCGCCAUUCUGACGAGAAAGCAGUUCAGCGAAUCCUCUACAAAUCCUUUACUUACCGAAUUGCCGCAUGAUAUUGUGCCCUUAAUUGAUCAUUUAGCUUAUAACAGAGACCCAGACCUUCCACUUGUAGCCACUCACAUUCCCUACACCUCCUUGCCCAAGUCCAUAAUAGAGUCCAAGUGUAAAAUUAUUUACAUUUGCAGGGAUCCCAAGGAUUUGUUAAUUUCGUUGUGGCACUUUUCUGGUAAGAUGAGAGGUACAAGCGCAGAAGCCUUUCCUCUGGAGGAAGCAUAUGAGAAAUUUUGUGAAGGAGUUAUUCCUUACGGGCCUUACUGGGAUCAUGUUUUGGGGUACUGGAAAGCAAGCCUUCAAUUUCCAGAGAGAGUACUGUUUAUCAAAUAUGAGGAUUUACAGAAUGAUAACUUCUCCUAUGUCAAGAGAAUGGCAGAGUUCAUGGGUUGCCCUUUCUCCAUGGAAGAAGAAAGACAAGGAUUGGUGCAGAAAGUUGUUGACUUGUGCAGCUUUGAGUUUCUUAGCAAUUUGGAGGUGAAUAAGAGUAAAAAGCACACUUCUGCAGCAGGACCUUUCAGAAUUGAAAACAAUGCAUUUUUCAGGAGAGGUAAGGUUGGUGAUUGGAAAAACUAUUUGACAGCUGAAAUGGCAGCUCGAAUUGACCAAAUAACUGAGCAGAAGUUCAGUGAUUCUGGCUUGGCUUUCUGAUCUCCAUAAAACAUCUCUGUUUGUCAUAAUUUGUGUGUUUUAAUGGUCUGGUUCUUCCAUCUACACAUGUACUUCUUAUGGUUUAGAAGGCUUGCUCUUUCGAUAAAAAAAAAAUGUCAAACAUUGAUCACUCUUUUGUAAUCAAUCGAAGCGUGUUUUUGGUGAUCUAAAUGAAGGCAUGCAGUUAUCUUUGUUUGCAAAUAAAAUUGGAUUGUUAUGCCUGUCAAACUCGAAAACAAUUCAUUCUUUAGGAGCUAAGCCUGAGACGGCAAUGCAAAUUGACUACAUAACCAAACA